UUUGACACGCACUAAAGACAGUGCGGGCUGUUGAUAGAACAGAUCAUUACGGCUACUGCUUCUGAAUUGAUGCAACUUUUCGAUAACAAUUCGAUGAAAGAAAAUGCAAACUCUUCAUAUUUGUAGAUAGACAUCUUGCGGCAUACCAUCAUCUGAAUCUCUUCAGUUAAGUUUGACUGCAGCUUGAGAGUACAUCAUUUAGACUAGUUAGCGGCAUAGUCACAUUAUUGCUGUCAUCACAUUUGACAGUGUUAAAAAUCUGCAUUGUCGUGCGAAGAAAUGACAGAAGGUACCAACAUGACAGACAAUGAGUAUGAGACAACUAAAGAAACGGUUGCUGCGGAAACUGCGGAAGAGACACCAAUGAAGUCAUUUGAAACGCGCCCGGACGAAGUUGAGGAGAAUAAUGAGAACGGGGGAAGCAACGGAACCAUCCAAGAGCAGGUCCCCGUCACUGCGGAGGAGCCUGAGUUCGAGCACCCAGAAGGAGGAUGGGGGUGGGUGGUUAUGCUGGCUGCCAUGUGGUGCAAUGGAGCGGUGUUCGGAAUCCAGAAUGCCUUUGGUAUCCUGUUCAUGUCCCUUCUGAAAGAAUUCGGCUCAGCAGAUGAUGCGGACCUCAGGUUCAAAACAGCGUGGGUGGGCUCCCUCUCCAUGGGGAUGAUCUUCUUCUGUUCGCCCAUUGUCAGCGUCUUCACAGACCUGCUUGGCUGCAGGGUGACAGCCGUGGGCGGAGCCGCCGUGGGCCUGGUGGGAUUGCUGGCCAGCUCCUUCGUCACGUCCCUGGGUCCCAUGUACUUCACUUAUGGCAUCGUGUUUGCCACGGGCUGCUCCUUCGCCUACCAGCCCAGCCUGGUGAUCCUGGGACACUACUUCAAGAAGCGCCUGGGCCUGGUCAACGGCAUCGUGACGGCCGGCAGCUCUGCCUUCACCGUCACCCUGCCCUUCCUCCUGUCAAGCCUGCUGGAGAAGGUGGGCCUGCAGAACACCAUGAGGAUCCUCAGCAUCCUCAUGUUCAUCCUCAUGCUGGCUGGGUUAACCUAUACUCCCCUGCUGCCCAAACCUGUCAACAGCAAUAAGCCAGGCAGCCGCUGCCCACCCAUGAGCAAGGUGUUCAACGUCAGCAUCUGGAAGUCUCUGGGCUACCGGAUCUGGGUCUUCGGCAUCCCUGCAGCCCUCUACGGAUACUUUGUGCCUUACGUUCACCUGAUGAAGCACGUUGAGGAGCGCUUCGGAGAAGAUGCCAACAAGGAGGUUCUGCUCAUGUGCAUCGGCGUCACGUCUGGCGUGGGCCGCCUCAUCUUCGGCCAGGUGGCUGACUACGUACAUGGAGUCAACAAGGUCUACCUACAGGUGUCUUCAUUCAUGGUCAUCGGCGUGAUGUCCAUGAUGAUUCCUCUGUGUCAUGUGUUCGGAGGGCUGAUCGCUGUGUGUCUGCUCAUGGGCCUGUUUGACGGCUGUUUCAUCUGCAUCAUGGCCCCCAUCGCCUUCGAGCUGGUGGGCUCCCAGAACGUGUCCCAGGCCAUCGGCUUCCUGCUGGGCAUGAUGUCUGUGCCCAUGACCGUGGGCCCUCCUAUUGCAGGGUUCCUCAGGGACAGGCUGGGGAGCUACGACGUGGCCUUCUAUUUGGCUGGUAUCCCUCCCAUCGUUGGUGGGGCCGUGCUGUGUCUGAUCCCCUGGGUGGAGGCUAGACGUAUCAGGAGAGAGCAAGAGGCAGCCACGGAUGGCACCCAGGAGCAGAUGCUGAAGUUCAAGAGGGACAGUGGGGGUCAGGGAGAUGCACUUGCAGCGAAGACCGCAGACCCCAAUUCUGUCAUCUAAAACACACUCAAAACAAAGAGAUGCGUCCGGACAUCAGAGUUCAUACUCACUUGCAGGUAUACACUUGGAACUGCUGAUUAUAUAUUUUUAAUGAUACAAGUAUAGACAAAAUAUGUAUUGACCUGUGGUGUAUGUGUAAACAAUAUUUUAAUGGCUGCUUUUGCCGGAGAAUGUGGGGAAAAUGUUGAAGUAAUAAUACAUUGAACAUGAAUGUGAUCUUGAAGAGCUAUGCAUCAGAUUGUUGUUUUCCAUCAAUCUUACAGCUGUUGAAUUAACUUAAAGGUUCAAAUGGAAAAUGGAGAAAUCUCACAUUUUAUAUUUCUUACAAGGGAACACGCGCAUUACUUGGGUGCUUUUUGAAGGCUGCAAGCACUUAUUUGACCUAAGAAUAGCAGAGGCCAGUCUCGCUAGCAAAUUCUCCCGUUUUCAAUGUGCAUUCUUUAAGGGCAUUGAGGAUCAUUAUUUUCAUUGAGUAGAAAUGUCCAAUACAAACUUGAAUAUAGAUUUUAGGCGUUGCAGAAUUUUGAAAAGAUAAACACAAACUAGAUUUAUUGGGUUUGUUUUUAAAACUAUAUUUCCAAUCAACACUGGGGACAUAAUUGGCCAUAUAGGGUCAAAGAAACUAUCUAUUGUUUCUUAAAUGACAUAAGUAGUAUAAGUACUUGCUUGUCUUGACUACAGUAUAACAAAGAUACAAAAAGUAUACUGGUGAGUAGAUUUAAUAACCAGGAAAAAUAUUGUCAAUGUUAAGUCACCCUUUUCUGUUUAUCUGUGGGGGUUUUGAUACUCUCUUAAAACAUGGCAAGAUUGUGAAUGUGUGGGGAAUUAGUGAGUUAUAUUUUUGAAGUAUGACCCGAGUGUACAAUAUCACUUCAAAGAAGUACUGUAUGCGAUAAUGAGUGGCGAGGUAGCUUGUUUCUAGUGGUUGUAGGAUUUACCAUUGUCUUAGUUUUAAAGGUGCUCGGCACCUCAAGGGAGCAGCUUAAAGCACAAUUAAAGCGUCCCGCCCAUGAGAUGUGAACUGUCAUCAUCGUCAUCUCAAGACUGCAGUAGUCUGGACCUGAAAUAGGCCUGACUUUACCUGAGGCUGUAUUCAGUCGUAAUGAUCUCUGAUAGUUUAGCUUAUUUUGCCCACAAAGUGCCUAAAAAUCAUUUUCAGUGUUUCUACAUCAGAACCAACAUUGUAAUUUCAUUGUACGUAGUUUAUAGCCAGCACAAAACAGGAUCCUAAAACUAAACGUCUGCUUGUCCGACUAUGCAUCGUGAGUGAAUGAUGAAUGUCAAUGUUGAUUUGUAGGGAGUCAUUGACAUGAAACGUGGAUUAAUUCAUUCAUAUUAUGAAUUCAUUUAUUGUUGAAGUUGAGUAUUUUAUCCCGCACAUAUAGUAAACUAAUAUUAUACUUUCAGCAUAUCUUCUAAUUGUAGUAGGCUCACUCGCUCCACCAUAUUUCAAAUGUAAUUUGAGAUGCGAGCACCAUUAGUCAUUGACAAAAGUGACCAUUAGUCAAUGGUUAACUUGACUCAAUGUAACUGUGCUCAGUUUAACCUUUUAUUAGAAAAAGUAUUUGUUUUAACGAUCAUAUUAUUCAUAUUUGUAUUUAUUUUUUUCUAUAAUUUGUUUAGUGGCUGAUGUCAUGCCAUAAUUGAUGGGUGUUGGCCUUUCUCAUUAUUUGAUGUAUUGAAGGCCAAAUGGUCCACCAUUUUAUUUUGUAUUGAUUAUUCUGCCUGUGGCCUUGAAAUGUAAAGAAAAGAACAUGGCUGAUUUGUCUACAGCCAACUGUUUACCAAAGCACCACCCUCGGGAUAGUUUAUUAGGCUUUUCAAACAUGUUAUCACCCCCCUGCAAUUCAACAAUCAUUGAUAAUUAUAAAGAUUGCCCUUGGAGAACUUGAGAACCCACAACUUUUACAGUGAAGGAUUUUGACUCUACAAUCCCUUGACCACUAAGCACGCAGAAAAGUCAUAAUUUAUCAAAAUCCAUACUAUCCAGCUUUGGGGUUCAUUGGUUUCUCCAAGGCAAGACUUGUGAAACAAUCUACCUCCGAUGUCAUGCAAAUUUCUGGUAUUUUGUCCUGACAGGCUGGAGCUUCAAAUGAUUACAAAACUGGCCAUGUUUCCCUUUCCUGUCAUGGUCCUUUAUUUAUUAUCCAAACAUAAGGAGAGAGACUGUGUAAAAGAGUAUUUCAGCUUCCUAGACAUCAUUGUUUCCUCAAAGGGUGUAUUGCUGCCUAUCUGUACCACAGAACCGUGUUUGUGUCUGAGAAGUACAGUGCUUCAGUGGAAUUUUGUGACCUGGGAAAUGCUAAUAAAUCUCUAAUUCUGAGAAGAAAAGUUGCUAUCUUGAACUUCAAUCUUGCUUUUGGAAUUCUCUUUUUUAAGCUUUGAAUUUCCACAUUUAAAUGUUUUGCUGUUAACGUCAAAGUAAAAUAAUACCCUUGUUACAAGGAAUGUUGGAGAUGUUUUGUUUUCCUAACCAGAGAAUAUCUUUCCAAUAGUACAUUUCUAAAUAUAUAAUUAGUUUUAUAUAUUUUUUUUUACAUCAUAGAUACACAGUUGCGCAAUUCACCAAUGAAAGCCUCAGGUAAUUUUUCAAGUAUUGUAAAUUCCUGAAAUUGUACCUCCCAGAGGUUUUCUGAGAUGCCCCUUUGCCAUAAACCAUACUAAUCGUUUGAGUAUAAUUAUUGAUUCUCAUACUGAAUGAAUUCCUUGCCAUCCAAAGAAGUCACUUUUUGGGAAUGUCCCGGUAUUUAGAGAAUGUAAAGAGAAUGUAAAGAGGAGUCUAUGCAUGUUCUAUUUUUGUUAAGUGGCUAAAGACCAAAUUCAACAGCAUAUUGUUUGAAAUGGUGUAAUAACAUGUUUCUACAUACAUACUGUAUGUAGGUUAUAUAGAUGUUUAUAGCAACUCUUGCUGUACACAGGAGUAAUUGUGUGUAUUGAUGCCUAAUAAUGCAACAAGAAUCCUGUAAUGCGUACUGUCACAAAGAAAUGUAUACUUUCACCCCAUGUUUUCUGUAAUUGUUCUGCAAUUUUCCUGGUUCACUUCUUUAUUGUGUACACAUUGUGUACUGCUUAUCAUCCAAAUCCCCCAUAGCUUUAUUUAAUCAUUUCAGCAUGUUAUUGCUUUUCAUAAAGUCUUAUGUUUUUUUUUUAAUUGCAUGAUUGUGUGAUAUGUAAUAAACACAUUUUAAAUACA
Molecule: messenger RNA, 5011 nt
Organism: Oncorhynchus keta (chum salmon)
Lineage: Eukaryota; Metazoa; Chordata; Actinopteri; Salmoniformes; Salmonidae
Product: monocarboxylate transporter 10-like
Exons: 6
Coding region: 280-1818 (512 amino acids)
Biological process (GO): transmembrane transport
Molecular function (GO): monocarboxylic acid transmembrane transporter activity
Source: RefSeq, a predicted model, not a curated record